AUGACGGGGGUAGAGAGGAGAAGGAGAACGGUGUGGGGGAAGAUCCGGGCCGUUCGCUGUGAAGAUAUCAAGGAAUGGUGCGUGAGGCGGCUGCCCAUCUUGGAGUGGGUGCCCGUCUAUGAUUGGAAGGAGAAUCUGGUUCCCGAUAUGGUGUCUGGGAUGAUGCUGGCCAUCCAGCAGGUGACUCAAGAGGAGGGAGGAGGAGGCUAGGGAUAUUUAGCUGCUGUCCAGAGCCAGCCCACUCCAGGAUUGGCCUUUGCUGCUCUCUCUUCAGUCCAUCCAGUUUUUGGUUUAUAUGGUUCAUUCUUCCCUGUCAUUAUAUAUGCCAUAUUUGGAAUGGGACGUCAUGUUGCAACAGGAACUUUUGCCUUAACUUCCUUAAUAUCUGCCAAUGCAGUUGAACGUCUUGUUCCUUCCAUUGGCACUAAUUUCACUGCAAAUAAUAAUUCAGGAAUCUUGGGCCUGUCAGAGUUUGAAAUGCAGAGAAUUGGAGUUGCAGCAGCAGUUUCAUUUCUUGGAGGAAUCAUUCAGGUAGCGAUGUUCAUGCUGCAGCUGGGCCACGCCACCUUCUUGUUAACAGAACCAGUGAUCAGUGCAAUGACCACAGGAGCUGCGACGCACGUUGUGACUUCACAAGUGAAGUACUUGCUGGGAAUGAAAAUGCCGUACAUAUCAGGACCGCUAGGAUUUUUUCAUAUUUAUGCCUACGUAUUUGAGAAUAUCAGAUCGGUUCAGCUAGAGGCUUUACUUCUCUCCUUGCUGAGCAUUGUGGUGCUUGUUCUUGUUAAGGAAUUGAAUGAGAAAUUUCAGAGAAACAUAAAAAUUGUUCUUCCUAUCGAUCUAGUUUUGAUAAUUGCUACAUCCAUUGCCUGCUGCUAUGCCGAUAUGGAAUACGUCUACGGGCUAGAAGUUGUGGGGCAUAUUCCUCAAGGGCUGCCACCACCAAAACUGCCAUCCAUGAAUGUCCUAUCUGAGGUAGUCACAGAAGCUUUUGGGGUAGCACUGGUUGGUUAUGUAGCAUCACUAGCUCUAGCCCAAAGCUCUGCUAAAAAAUUUAAUUACACUGUGGAUGAUAACCAGGAACUUUUGGCUCAUGGCCUCAGCAACAUGAUACCUUCAUUUUUCUUUUGCAUACCAAGCGCGGCAGCGAUGGGACGAACAGCACUGUUAUAUAGCACGGGCGCCAGAACACAGGUGGCUUGCCUUAUCUCUUGUGCAUUAGUUCUUGUGGUGAUCUACACGAUUGGAGCAAUGUUGUACUGGCUGCCCAUGUGUGUGCUAGCAAGCAUUAUCAUUGUGGGCUUGAAGGGGAUGCUAAUGCAGUUCCGUGACUUAAAAAAAUAUUGGAAUGUGGAUAAAAUAGACUGGAGCAUAUGGGUUACUACCUACAUGUUCACAAUCUGCUUUGCUGCUAACGUGGGAUUGUUGUAUGGUGUUGUCUGCACAAUAGCAAUUGUGAUUUUCCGCUUUCCCAGAGAAAAGACACUGAAUUUGAAAAAUAUGAAAGAAGUGGAAUAUAAAUACAAAACUGAAGAUACUUGUGAAUCAUUAAAACAGGUAAAGAUAGUUUCAGUCAGCAACCCAUUAGUCUUUCUCAACGCCAGAAAGUUUCAUGCAGACCUGAUGAAGAUAAUCCAGAAGGAUAGCAUGAGCAGCCAGGCAUGUGAAGAUGUAAACAAGUGUGAGCAGAACACAUUACUCUGCUCAUUUUCCAAUGGAGGUUGUCAUGGUGAAUCACUGCAGCCAUGUCAGAGUGAGCGACGCAUUUUGAUAUUGGACUGCAGUGGACUGCAUUUCUUUGAUUACACUGGAGUCUCCAUGUUGCUUCAGAUUUACAUGGAUUGUAAAAGCAGACACAUUGAAGUGUUGCUCGCAUGCUGCAAAGCUUCCUUGAUAAAAGCAAUGCAGUAUGGUGGAAAUCUCGAAUCUGAAAACCCCAUCUUCUUUGACUCUAUUUCUUCAGCAAUCGAUGCCAGUCAGAUUUCCAGGGUGAGGCUUACAGCAGGGGUAGGGGAGGUCUGGGGGCUCCUCGGGUGCUCACUGAGCUUUGAUAAAGCUUUCAUUUGGGAAAAUGUCACAUAUUCGGUGAACCUGUUGUACGGAAAUAUUUUAUCUGUAUACUCUGCAACCAGUCCUCAGUCUGUGGAUUGCAUUUACCACGUUUUUCCUGCCUGCUCUCUCUUCUUGCCCCCUUCUCUCCUUUGGCAGUAA
Centrocercus urophasianus (Greater sage-grouse) is the source of this 2211-nucleotide messenger RNA. It is a transcript of the gene SLC26A7, whose product is annotated as solute carrier family 26 member 7. Gene Ontology annotation, biological process: transmembrane transport. Gene Ontology annotation, cellular component: membrane. The transcript is spliced from 18 exons. The record is from RefSeq and is a predicted model, not a curated record. Gene Ontology annotation, molecular function: bicarbonate transmembrane transporter activity; sulfate transmembrane transporter activity; oxalate transmembrane transporter activity. NCBI's taxonomy places the organism in Eukaryota, Metazoa, Chordata, Aves, Galliformes, Phasianidae.